This is a messenger RNA of Protopolystoma xenopodis, 702 nucleotides long. The record is from the annotation of a GenBank genome assembly. Lineage: Eukaryota; Metazoa; Platyhelminthes; Monogenea; Polystomatidea; Polystomatidae.
AUGGCAAAACUCACUGUUGAUGCCGUCUACGAUGCCGGCGAAAGGUUUGCGAAUGUACCAAGUCCACUGUUUGAUGUUGGGAAUGAUGGCAAGUAUUAUGGCAGACGACUUAGGACUAGGCCUUAUCCUAAUCUAGGCCAAAUUGAUUGUCCGAGCCAGAAUGGAGUAUUCUCGGCCCCCGUGUGUUGCUGGCCAAUAACAGCUUUUAUCCAUUCAACGAGGCGAGCCAAACUUGAGCACAGCUUUACUGAUGCCUAUAGAUGUAGCCUGGCUGGUUCACGAGCAGCCUUCGCGCCUACCAGCCGAUUGGCCGCGAUCCCAGACAAUUUGGCUCGUGUGUCCCUUAUUGACCUGGAGCGUGGUCUUAUUGUGCGCAUGUGGAAAGGAUAUCGCAAUGCGGAAGUGCAAUUCUCGGAGGUUCCCGUACCGGUAGAGUCAUGCACCUCGAAUGACCUAUAUACGGCCCCCGUCUAUUCAUCCCUCGUCACCCCGAAAACCCAGAAUAAACGCACUCUGUACCUUAUAAUUCUUGAUCCAGGAAGGCGAUACCUCGAAAUAUGGAGUAUGAUAUAUGGGCCGCUGCUUGUGAGACUCCAGCUUAAUAAACCUCACUUGCGUCUACUUUCCAGGCCGAAUCGCUGCUUGGGUGGACCAAGGCAAAUUGACUCUGACUGCAAUUUGAAUUCCAGGUAUGAGAAGUAA